AUGGCGAGGGCUGCCGUUCGAUUAAAUGUCUACGAUAUGUAUUGGUUGAACGAAUACGCGUCGAACGUUGGUGUCGGGAUUUUCCACUCUGGAAUCGAGGUCUAUGGAGUUGAAUACGCCUAUGGCGGUCAUCCCUUCACAUUCUCAGGUGUCUUCGAGAAUCAGCCCCAGGAUGCAGAGGAAUUGGGAGAGAAUUUCAAGUUUCGAGAAUCGAUUAUCAUCGGCGAAACAGAUUUCUCCCCAGUCGAAGUGCGAACCUUAAUCAAGGAGAUUGGCAAGGAGUACAGGGGUGACAAAUAUCAUCUGAUCUCGCGCAAUUGCAACCACUUUUCCGCUUCUUUUGCUAAGGAAUUGACGGGUAAAGAGAUUCCGGGUUGGAUCAAUCGUCUGGCGGCCAUUUCCGGAUCUAUCCCCUUCCUCGAGCGGAUGUUGCCACAAGAAUGGUUGACCCCGGUGGCACUUCAGCAGAGCUUGGACGAGCAGCGAAGGAAAGAGGUUGUCGAGAACGCGGUGGAAGCUACAGAGGCAUCGAUUCGCCGGCAGUUGAAUGAUUCAAAGACUACGAUGUUGAACGGGUAUGCCGGGAGGGGGACCGAUUCUUCGGGAAGUUCAUCCACCUCUGACGCUUCCUCAUCUCCCUCACUCUCUCGCUGGUGGAACCAGCUGAAAAGCUCCAUGACUUCCGGAAUGGCCGUCGGACAAGAAGCCACCACCCCACGAUUA
Messenger RNA from Mesorhabditis spiculigera, 723 nucleotides. The record is from the annotation of a GenBank genome assembly. Lineage: Eukaryota; Metazoa; Nematoda; Chromadorea; Rhabditida; Rhabditidae.